Messenger RNA from Solea solea (common sole), 2205 nucleotides. RefSeq names its product glucokinase (hexokinase 4) regulator (gene gckr). Gene Ontology annotation, cellular component: cytosol; nucleoplasm; mitochondrion. Gene Ontology annotation, molecular function: carbohydrate binding; enzyme binding; enzyme inhibitor activity. The record is from RefSeq and is a predicted model, not a curated record. The transcript is spliced from 15 exons. Gene Ontology annotation, biological process: glucose homeostasis; response to fructose; carbohydrate derivative metabolic process. Bases 991 to 2205 code for a protein of 404 amino acids. Lineage: Eukaryota; Metazoa; Chordata; Actinopteri; Pleuronectiformes; Soleidae.
ACCUCCCAUGUCUGAUAUGAUUAAUAAUCAGUGAGAGUGAACAAACGCAUCACUGCACUCCACGUGUUCCACGUUCACUCUGAGCACAGUGGUGGGAGAAAUCAUAUUAUUAGUCUGGUCCUUGUGUGUGUGUGUGUGUGUGUGUGUGUGUGUGUGAGGCAGUAAUUAGCUGGCAGUGAUGAGAGACGGUGGUGUGAGUGUGGAGGAGUGAGACACGCUGCAGCUGACCGUCACUGAUGAAAUAUGUAUGAGACGCCACAAUCUGCUGGACUGUCAAUAUUUCCACACCAGACUGAGACGCACUUCAGAGUCUUUUGUCCACUGAUGGGAUGUUCACUUGUUCACUUGUUCACUUGUUCACUUCCAGCAAUGACAACCUUUCUCUCAAUAUUUAAACCAGACGAGUGCAGAGUUUUGGAUGCAGCUUGAGAUGUGAGAAAAACUGAUUCAUAAAACCAACAUCAGAUGAAGUCUACGACAUCUUUAAGAACACGUUCACGUCUUUAUCUCACUGUGAGACAGACGUUUGUAAACCACUCACUCUCCCACACCAAAGCCCACAGAGAAAAUCACUGAUUUUAGCUGCGGGGACACAGGAGCUGCUGGUCCUCUGCUGCCUCGUGUGGACACUUUGUGUCACUGAGGUUAAUGAAAAUGAAGGUUUCCAAAUGCCGAAUUCAAAAAAAUAAGACACUGUAACUGAGUGAAGGAGGCGGCAGUGGAUCAACAACUCCUGUGUGUGUGUGUGUGACACGUUAAAAUCACAAAAUUUUUGACAUUUUCCUUUCAGUUUUCGUUUUUAUGUCGUUUCUCUCGACAUUUAUCCAACAGUCCAUUACUUCCUUUUACACUUAAGUCUCAAAGGUCCUUCAGUGAACUUUGUCACAGCAGAUAGACACACACACACACACACACACACACUCUUGUUUCUUGAACGACACAGAGGACAAACAAACGGCAGAUUCUCACUGGACUUGGAGUUCUUCUACGAUGCAGGAAUGGGAGUCCCCAGAUUACGAGCCAGCACUUCCUGUUUCAGAGAAGUCCAAUCCUCUGACACGACACAUUGACAGAGCUCCAGCUCGCAGCAUUGUCAGGAUGUUACAGGCCUGUGAUGCUCAGAUGUUUCAGGAAGAGACAGGAGGAGCCUAUCAGAGGCUUUUGAGUGAACAAGUGGUGAAAACUGUGAUGGAGGUCGCAAAGAGAGUGGAGGUCAUUCUCAGGGAUCCUCAGGACAGUCUCGUCGUCCUCAGUGGAUGUGGAACUUCAGGUCGGCUCGCUUUUCUGGCAGCGUCAGGUUUCAACAGAGAGCUGAAGAAGCUGAAGCACACGUUGAUCUACACGUACAUCAUUGCAGGAGGAGACAGAGCUCUGUUUUCCUCUGAAGAAGCUCCUGAAGACGAGGCCACACUGGGCGCGCUCAGUCUGAACAAGCUCUGUGAGGGAAAGAAGCGCGUCCUGUUCAUCGGCAUCUCCUGUGGAUUAUCUGCUCCGUUUGUGGCCGGACAGCUGCAUCUGUGUCUGCAGCACACACACGUUUACACUCCGGUACUCGUGGGAUUCAACCCCACACAUCACGCCAAGAGUGAGUCCAUACCUGGCUGCACGUUCACGUUCCACAGCGUCGUUCAGAGGAUGCAGGAGCUCGUUCAGACCCACGAGGCCUUUGUGAUCAACCCAGCAGUCGCACCUGAAGCCGUCAGCGGCUCCUCCAGGAUGAAGGGCGGCAGCGCCACAAAGAUCCUCCUGGACGUGGUCUUGUCCGCCGCUCACGCCGCUGCCUUCACGGACUCGUCCAUCACACACGAUGAAAUUGUGCAGCACAUAAACGCGUAUAAGAAAGCUGUGGAGGUCACGUACGCUCACAGUGAUGGGAUCACUGCUCUGGUGGAGGCAGCAGGUCAAAGUUUGCAGUGUGGCAGGUGUGUGUGUUACCUGGGCUGGGGCUCUGUGGCCGUGCUGGGCCUCAUCGACGCCAGUGAGUGUCAGCCCACAUUUGGAGCAGACCACAAGGACGUCCGCGGCUUCAUCAAUGGAGGAUACAGUCAGCUGGACAACAGCGAAGGUCACAUGACCUCACUGGGUCGUAAGUUUAACAUCACACAUGAGGAUUUUCUACGUGAUGUUCUGCCUCAUCUGAACGACCUGGACACUGUUCUUCUGCUCUACAGUCACUGUGGUCAGACACUGAUGUUAUCCAUAUGA